ACCAGAAGCUUGUUCGCUUAAUUUUCUUUUCACAUUUAUUUGAUACAAUAAGAAUGGUGCUGCCAAAUGCAAAUAGCAGCAAUGGAAGUCACAAGAAAAGCCUUGAAUUGGCUAUAAAUUCUGCGUAAUUUAUAAAAUUAAUUUAGUUUUAUUGCAAACGAAUUUCGAUUGUUCGUGAUAGGGUCAUUGAAAGUUGUUUGAGGGUGGUAUUCUGGAGGUUCUGAAUCAUCGGAGAAACAGCAAGAAAUUAUGGACCUAAUAAAUCCCGUUUGUGAAUCAACUAGCAUUGGACCAGCUAACCAGUUGGUAACUACUUUGGUUACCGCCCUGUUUGCUGCUCAUUGUAAUAUGUCGACCCCGAGUAUGUGGCCUAAGGAUUUUGGACCACAAGCUGUGAUUGAAGGAUUAGGAACUUACAACUUCGUCAUAAUUGGAGCAGGAUCGGCAGGAUCGGUGGUUGCCAAUCGCUUAUCGGAAGAUCCUAACCAGAAGGUUCUUUUAUUGGAAGCUGGAGACGAUCCGCCCAUUGAGUCCGAGAUCCCUGGCUUGGCAAACUCAAUGCUAAACACUGAACUCGACUGGCAAUACCCCACUAUAUCCAACGGACAAUCAUGCCAGGCUUUUAAUGAUAAAUCGUGCACAUGGAACAAAGGCAAAGUUCUCGGCGGUACCAGCACUAUCAACGGAAUGAUUUAUGCUCGGGGUAACGACAGAGACUACAACGAAUGGAAGAAUCAAGGAAAUCCUUCCUGGGGAUGGUACGAUGUUUUCAGAUAUUUUAAAAGGUCCGAAAAUUUCCGGGGCGAAAAUCCUAAUAGAGUUCAUGGAAUGAGAGGUCCUUUAAGAGUUCAACGAUUUCAGUCACCUAAACAAAUUCAAAGUGUUAUCCUGAAAGCUGCUAAAGAGCUUGGUUACAACAAGGUGGACGAUUUUGCUGAUGGAAACAAUAUGGGUUUUGGAUAUCUUCACGGAACUGUUGCUAAUGGAAGAAGAGUGAGCUCGGCGAAGGCUUUUCUCCGCAGUCAUCGGCCGAAUCUUCAAGUCAUAAAACACGCUGUUGCCAGAAAGAUCUAUUUCAACCACGAAAAGGAGGUGGAAUUUGUAAAGUUCAUAUACAAUGAGGAAAUGGAAUUGGUUGUGAACGUGGGAAAGGAAGUGAUUAUCUCAGCGGGGUCUAUAGAAACACCGAAGCUUCUAAUGCUUUCCGGCAUAGGUCCAGGGUAUCAUCUGAAGGCAUUAGGAAUACCUGUCGUGAGCAAUUUAAUGGUUGGGGAUAAUUUAAUGGACCAUGCCAAAGUUAGUUUCUUCCUAAAACUUAGGUAUACCAGUAACACUCCUUUGGAAGUCCGUCAAAUGGAUGAUAUUUUUGAGCAAUGGGUUCUCCACAGUGGAGGUUUGGGAGUAUCUAUUAUGGACUUGGGAGGAUAUAUUGACACCACCGGAAGGGGGGCGUAUCCUGACGUUUAUAUCGGUUUCGCCCCUAUUAUGAAUAUUACUCAAGUGGCAGGCAAGUAUACUGAGCCCACUAGGAGCAGUUUGUUGAACCAAUCUGCUCCUUUCGACACCAUUUUAGAGGUUUUUAUCACACUCCUUAAGCCUAAAUCCCGAGGAGUAGUUCGCCUGUCGAGCACUGACUAUCGUGACAAACCCAUCAUCAUGCCAAACACUUUCAGAGAAGAGUCUGAUGUUAAAAGGAUAUUACGUGCUAUUGAAAAACUUUACGAUUUUGAAAGGACCAAUACGUUGAUGAGGGUUCGUGGGGACUUCUUGAAGUUGAACUUACCUCCCUGUGAUGUGUUCGAAUAUAAAAGUUCAGAAUAUUGGGAGUGUUAUGUGCAGUAUAUGUCGGAGAGCGGCUUUGAUCCUGUUGGAACAGCAAGGAUGGGACCAGUUUCAAAGAAGGAUAGUGUAGUUGAUCCUGAGUUAUGUGUCAAAGGUGUUAAGGGGUUGCGGGUUAUUGAUGCUAGUAUAAUGCCCACGAUAGUGAGUGGACCAACGAAUGCUCCAGCGAUAAUGAUUGGGGAAAAAGGUGCGGAUUUUAUUAAGGAUACUUGGAGUUUGUGAAUGCAGUUUUUUGAAAUUUUUGUUAAAUAAAGUUUGU
Molecule: messenger RNA, 2101 nt
Organism: Hermetia illucens (black soldier fly)
Lineage: Eukaryota; Metazoa; Arthropoda; Insecta; Diptera; Stratiomyidae
Product: glucose dehydrogenase [FAD, quinone]-like
Exons: 3
Coding region: 250-2064 (604 amino acids)
Molecular function (GO): flavin adenine dinucleotide binding; ecdysone oxidase activity
Source: RefSeq, a predicted model, not a curated record